Molecule: messenger RNA, 3265 nt
Organism: Doryrhamphus excisus (bluestripe pipefish)
Lineage: Eukaryota; Metazoa; Chordata; Actinopteri; Syngnathiformes; Syngnathidae
Gene: cyld
Product: cylindromatosis (turban tumor syndrome)
Biological process (GO): protein deubiquitination
Molecular function (GO): cysteine-type deubiquitinase activity
Source: RefSeq, a predicted model, not a curated record
UGAAGUUACGUGAGGUCGCCGUCUGUAAAUAAUGUAGCUUUCUCAGAGCUGCAACGUAACACUGUAUGAGUUGACUACAUAUAUUUCUCUAAAUGUCGUUGUUAUUUUGUAAAAAGUGGCGGUCCCCUGCCGUUGCUGUCGGGCUGUCAGUUUGGCUCAUUUUAGCCUGAUACGUACCCAGCCGGUUGGGUUGUUAGCUGCUUAGCUAGCUCACCAAUUAGAUAACCAGAGGUGACCAAGGCAGCGUUGCAGUUUCUUUUCACGCCGGGUGGAUAUGUAACAUGACAAGUCACCUAUAACCUCCGAAGUAACGCCGAAUAAAAGACUCCAGUCUAGCUUGCUGUGAUGUUGCCCCUCCUGCCUAGCAUGCAGGCAUGAGCUCUGUCCUGUGGAGCCAGGAGAAGCCCAGCGGGGGCUUCAGGGAGGACUGGCGCUUCUACAUGGUGGUGAAGGACUGCACGGCGGAGAAGCCUCACCAGAAGAUCGUGAGAAUCCCGCGCGGCAGCCUGGGCCAGGCGUGCCAAGAGCGCAACAGCCUGGGCCGCACGCUGCCGCCAUGCAAGGGCAAGAAGAGCCUGCGGAUUCUGGACCAGACCAACGUAGUGCAGAGCCUGGAUGAGCGGGACGUCCUGGAAAUAGACGAGAAGCUGGCCGAGCUGCUCUUCCCCAUCACCAACUGCGAGGAGCGGUACGCGCUGCUGUGCAACAAGUCCCGGCUGGAGCGCGUUCGCGACAUCGACUGCGGCUCCAAGGUGCGCGUCCAGCUGCGGUCCGGAGAUGAGCCGUUGCCCGGGGUGGUCCGCUUCAAGGGCUCGCUGCUCCCUGACAGGGCCCUCUGUGGAAUCCUCUUUGGAGUGGAGUUGCUGGAGGAGGGUCGAGGCCAGGGCUUCACGGAGGGCUCCUUCCAGGGACGCCAGCUUUUCCGCUGCGAGGACGAGUGCGGCGUGUUUGUAGCACUGGACAAGCUAGAACUGUGGGAGGACGACGACGACGACGACCUGGGCGAGCUGGAGGUGGACCACGUCAAUCUGGUCGAAGAGGACCAGGACUACCCUCCGCUGGAGAUCAACUCCCGGGUCCUGGUGCAGACCAGAGAGGGACCCGAGAGGGGCACCAUCAUUUUUUGCGACCUGCUGCCGGGUAACGAGAGCCUGGGCUACUAUGUGGGUGUUGACAUGGACAAUCCUAUCGGCGAGUGGGACGGAAUGUUUGAUGGGAAGCUGCUGUGUAACUUUGCCAGUUUGGAGCACACUCGACUUGUCCCCAUCUGUGACGUAAUGCCAGAAUAUUCCAUGCAGGACCAAAGGCUGCAAAAGCACAGUUUUGCUCCCAGAAGCAACAGCAACGACAAGUCGUCCUCUGGCCAAAGCAAACCAAAGAGCAAAGGGUUAGCUCAUCAGUGCAGCAGUAGAAGCAAGUCUGAGUUUUACUAUACUUUAAAUGGCAGCUCUAUUGACCCCCCAGUCCAGUCCAAAUCCAAAAGCACAUGGUACAUUGACGAAGUUGGGGAGGACCCAGCCAAGUCGCUUACUGAAACCCCCCCUGACUUCAACCAGUCCUCCCCGCCCUCGAGGGCCCCGCCGGCCGCCUCGCUGUCCAGCGACAACAAGUUCCACUCCCUGCCCUUCAGCCUGAACCGCAAGAGCGGGCCCAUUGACAACAUGAGUCAGGGGCCUCUCUCCCUGUCCGUGCAGUCGGUGAUGGGAGAGCAGGCCGAGCCCCCGUCCCCCGUCGCCCCUUCCUCACCGCGCCCCUCGACGCCGCCUCGAGGGCAGCCGGGUCUGGAGGUAGGCUCUCUGGUGGAGGUGAAGGAGAACCCCCCUUUGUGCGGCGUCAUCCGCUGGGUGGGCCUGCCUCCUGGCCUGUUGGAGCCUUUGGCCGGGCUGGAGCUGGAUGAGGAAUGCCAAGGUUGCACUGAUGGCACCUUCAAAGGUACGCGCUACUUUAACUGCCCGCCGAAAAAAGCCCUGUUUGUGAAGCUCAAGUGCUGCCGGCCCGACUCCCGCUUCCCCUCGCUGCACCACUCCUCCAACCCCAUUGAGCGAUGCAACUCCAUCGCUUUUGGGGGCUACUUGAGCGAGAUAGUACACGAGAACACGCCGCCCCGCACAGAGAGUGACGGUUUGGACGUCAUGGUGGGGAAAAAGAAAGGCAUCCAGGGCCACUACAACUCCUGCUACCUGGAUUCAACCCUCUUCUGUCUCUUCUCCUUCAGCUCCGUACUGGACACGGUUCUGCUGAGACCACGCUCCAAGACAGACGUCGAGUACUACAGAGAGACCCAAGAACUGUUACGCACUGAGAUAGUCAAUCCCUUGCGCAUACAUGGGUAUGUGUGCGCCACCAAAGUGAUGAAACUGAGGAGGAUCCUGGAGAAGGUGGAAGCUGCGUCCGGGUUCACCUCUGAAGAAAAAGAUCCCGAGGAGUUCCUCAACAUACUUUUCCACCAUAUCCUGAGAGUGGACCCUUUACUCAAACUGAGGUCGGCAGGGCAAAAGGUGCAGGACUGUUACUUUUACCAGAUCUUCAUGGACAAGAAAGACAAGGUCGGCGUUCCCACCAUUCAGCAGCUCCUGGAGUGGUCUUUCAUCAACAGUGACCUCAAGUUUGCCGAGGCUCCCUCCUGCCUUAUCAUCCAGAUGCCGCGCUUUGGCAAGGACUUCAAAAUGUUCAACAAGAUUUUCCCCUCACUGGAGUUAGACAUCACAGAUCUCCUAGAAGACACUCCCAGGGAAUGCAGAAUCUGUGGAGGCCUGGCUCUGUACGAGUGCCGAGACUGCUACGAGGACGGAGACAUCACCGCCGGCAAGAUUAAACAGUUCUGUGAAAAGUGCAAUACGCAGGUCCACCUCCACCCGAGACGAAAAAGCCAUCGGCACGGCAAGCUCUGCGUCCCCAAGGAGCUGCAGGAGGGUGCGGGGCGCCAGGGCACGUUCCCCCGCCAGACGAUGGAGCUGUUCGCUGUGCUGUGCAUCGAAACCAGUCACUACGUGGCCUUCGUCAAGUACGGCAGCGCCGACUCCGCCUGGCUCUUCUUUGACAGCAUGGCUGACCGUGAUGGAGGCCAGAACGGCUUCAACAUUCCGCAGGUGUCUCCGUGUCCCGAGGUGGAGGCCUACCUGAAGAUGACGCCCGAGGAGCUGCACACGCUCGAUCCCAAGAGCAUCCAAGGCCAAGCCCGACGGCUGCUGUGCGACGCCUACAUGUGCAUGUACCAGAGCCCCACCAUGAGCCUGUACAAGUAGCCACCCCCACCCACCCCACA